UUUCGUUAAGUAAAAUCAAUGCAUUAACAUACUCGCAGCCUUUUCAGCGAGAGAGCGCUAGUCCUGUCCAACUUUGAGUACAAAUUCUCAAUCUCCGGAGCUCUGCCUCUGUGAUUCCUCAGAAAAUAGUUUCUCUUCACACUCAGUUUCACACGUUCGCACUGAAGUACCGUGAAGUUGCAGCAUUGAUCCGGCCACCAGUCCAGAAAUGGAUAUUAAAUGUUAUUAGUGUACCCCCGGGACGGACGCCGGUCAGACAAGAAGAUGCCCCCAGAGCUGGAUUCUGACGAUAGCGAUGUGGAGAAGUCACCGUCCACGGAAAGUCAGAAGUACAAAGUUCACUCACAUCUUAACACGGACUACGGCAAGAAAUCUAAGAGGGACACCAUAGACAAUAUGUUCUCCUACAUCAACAGGGACUUACUGAUCUGUAAGCUGUUUUAUUUUUUCUUCUUUGCAGCCUUUGGGUCGCUGUUUCCUUUGCUUGCCAUCUAUUUUAAACAGCUGGCUAUGAAUCCCACCAGGAGCGGUAUUCUGAUCGGCUUUCGGCCCUUUGUGGAGUUUUGCAGUGCCCCUUUUUGGGGAAGUCUAGCCGAUAGGUACAAGAAGGGGAAACAGCUACUUUUAUUUUCCUUACUGUGUUGGAUAGUAUUCACUCUAGCAAUAGCGUUUGUGAAACCCCCGCACUACAAAUGUAUAGAGUUUGGGAAUUCCACCCUUCAUGGACCGCCACAAGGCUUUGAUAGCCGAGGGGUGACCGACGUCAUUGGGAGAUGGAAGAGGGAUGUCCGUGACGAUUUUAUUUAUUCCCACAGUGAAAUGGUACACGCUGCAGUAUUACAUGUGCAAAGCCGAUUUAAAAGAGCACAAGAAAUACCUAAUAAUUAUUUCUCUUCAACUGUACUUACCUCUGCUUUACCCACAAAAUCAACCCUAGACAAUAAUACAUCAAGCACAACAACUAAAACCACGUCUUCCAAGCCUUCCCCCUCAUCAUCAGACGAGAGGGACACCGGGGAAUACACGUGUCCCCCUCACAGUACCCAGUGCUUCAAAAACACGGACAUACAGGAUACCUUCUUUAAGCUUCUUCUGCUAGUAGUUAUAGGGGAAUUCUUCAGCGCACCUGCCAUUACGUUCGUGGAUUCUGUCACCCUUGCCUAUCUAGGGGAGGACACGGAUAACUACGGCCGUCAGAGAAUGUUUGGGUCCCUGGGGUGGGGUGUCUCUAUGUUUUUUGUUGGGCUUGCUUUAGACCAUUCCAGCACAUUUCCAAAUCACCCAUGCAUGUAUACAUUUGUUACAGAGAAGAACUAUACAAUAUGUUUUGCCGUGUUUUCAGUUUUGAUGAGUUGUGCUUUCAUCACAGCAACGCAACUGAAGUUUGAUGACCGUCAUGGCGGAGGUCAGGAUAUUCAGUUGAUGGAAAUUGUUACGAGGGUCAAGGACAAAGUUGUUGGAGCAAUAACGGGAGAGAAAACGGACAAAAAGGGGAUUUUUAAGAGUGAUGAAGAUGCUGAAAUCGGGUAUUUGGAGUCUAAAGCGAGCGAAUCUAACUUGGAGCGAAUGGAAACACAAGACCCUUCCUACCAAAACCAAAACGGAGGUGGAACAAUGAACGAGAAUGGUAAAAACCUUCAUAUCUCGCUACAAAAGGGGAACAAUGAUAUGGUGGAUGAUGCUGUUAAGACAUCUGGGUACACAAAGGUCAACGGCCCGGAUGAUGAAGACGAUGAGCCGUUCCUCGGGAAAUGGUUUGCUGUGUUGAAGAUGCUGGCCACAUUCCGGUACAUAUCGGUCCUGUUUAUUUCCUGGUUUAUGGGGUUUGGGAUCGGCCUCAUUUUCACCUUCCUAUUCUGGCAUUUACAAGACAUCGGCGGAAGUCCCACUCUGUUUGGUGUCGCCUCCGUCUUCAACCACGUGUCGGAGUUGAUUACUUACUUCUUCAGUAGAAACAUCAUCAAUAGAUUCGGUCAUGUUAAGAUUUUGUACGCUGGUUUAGUGGGUAACCUGGCCAGAUUUAUAUACAUUUCCUUGCUCCAGAAUCCAUGGUGGGUGCUACCGUUUGAGUUUGUGCAAGGUCUGACCCACGCUGCGGUGUGGGCCGCGUGCUGCUCCUACAUUACCCAGGCUAUUCCACUGGGUCUUCGUUCCUCCGCCCAAGGCAUCCUUCAGGGUCUGCAUCAUGGUUUAGGUAGAGGCUGUGGGGCCGUGUUUGGGGGACUCAUGGUCUAUGGCUACGGCAGUAGGAUUACAUUCCGGAUAUACGGAGUCACGUGUUUAGUGGUGCUUGUAUUUUACGUUUCUCUGCGGUAUCUUUUGGAAGACAGGAGUUCUUUCAGUUAUGGCGGGAAACAGAAGCACGAACGUAUGGAGGAGGAAUCGCCUACCUGUCACUUAGCUCCGCAUGGAGUUCCAUCCGGAAUGGCUCGGGAUUUAUCCAGUAGUAAACUGAAUGCAGGAUAUAACCAGCCAGUAUAUGGAACGGCCAUUAAAGAGUCCUUUGAUCAUUCCACCGCGUUUCUUGAGAAACUGUCUCAGGGCCCGGAGCAACGGGAUUACCAUGGAAACAUGCCACAGAUGUCCACCCAAGCAUACCAGCAACAACCUCAAGGCAACCCUAAUCCUUUCCGGCCCUGAUGGGAAAUGACGUCAUGAUAUUGUGCUCAUCUCGCCCUUUCAAGUUCCAUCGAACUCUCUCAUGAGCUCAUAUUUAUUGAUGCUCUCAAGCAAUUUGUCUCUCUUUACAGAUUGUAUAGGUGAUGAAAAGUUGCAUAGAAAAAAUAUGUCAACUAGCAUAUAGGACAAAGGAAUAUGACAAAUCUUAGUCGUUGCGUAUGUAGUAUUUAGAAUUGUGGAAAACCACAGUCCGUAUUUCAAACAUGCCUAUUUUGGACACAUAGUUGUAUAUUAAUUUUAUCAACAUAAUAUUACAGAAUGUCGUAAGAUGAUUUACUCUAGAUCUGCAGGUGUAUUGUUUAUGCUGUUAAAAAUAAUACAGAAACAAUGUGUGUCUGUCCCGUGUGAGCAUUUUGGUUUAUAAAACAUACGUGUUUACUAGGGUGCGUUACGCAUUAGAUGCAUGAUAAGUUAGUCGUGAAACUGUUGGAGACUAAGUCUCACUGUAGUGAUAUGGUCUUGAAUUUGACAUAUACGAGUUAUACCUAUGUUGUUAUGAAAGUAAAUUAUAGAAAAAGAAAA
This is a messenger RNA of Saccostrea echinata, 3201 nucleotides long. RefSeq names its product major facilitator superfamily domain-containing protein 6-A-like. The record is from RefSeq and is a predicted model, not a curated record. The coding region runs from base 220 to 2640 and encodes 806 amino acids. The transcript has 7 exons. Lineage: Eukaryota; Metazoa; Mollusca; Bivalvia; Ostreida; Ostreidae. Gene Ontology annotation, cellular component: membrane.